Molecule: messenger RNA, 306 nt
Organism: Microthlaspi erraticum
Lineage: Eukaryota; Viridiplantae; Streptophyta; Magnoliopsida; Brassicales; Brassicaceae
Source: the annotation of a GenBank genome assembly
AUGGCCUCGAAAGCAAUUUCCUUCUUCAUCCUCUCGGUCAUGAUUCCUUAUAACCGUGUAUGGAUGGUAAGUUUACCAACCGCAAAAGCUCAGUCUGCUAAAACGUUUGCUCCUUGCAAGACAGCGAAAGAAUGUGAUGCUGCCAAUUGUGCAAGCGGGGAAGCUCUAUGCAUAAGGGAGAAAUGUCAUUGCAUUGGUUCAUCAAAUCAUCUUAACAUACUAAAGAUUAUGGAUGAUUUUAAGCCGCGUAAGGUGAAGCUGAAGGGUGGUAGUGAUUCUCUUAUUAGGCUAAAAUAUGCCUCAUGA